CAGAUUCAGGCCUGGGAGCCGAUCAUGCCAGUGCACAGACUUCCUGGAUGGCUGGAUGCUGCGGCCUGUGGGCUCCUGGUUCUCCUCCUCCAUGUGAAGGGUCUUGACUCAUCAGAGGCCAGCCCCAUCAGAAACACACAUACUGGACAGGUCCGAGGCAAGUUUGUCCACUUGACAGACAUCAAAGCUGGAGCCCAUAACUUCCUGGGGAUCCCCUUUGCCAAGCCUCCUGUAGGACCACUGCGCUUUGCACCUCCUGAGGCCCCUGAGCCAUGGAGUGGUGUGAGAGAUGGGACCUCACAGCCGGCCAUGUGUCUACAAAAUGAUGAUAUAGUGAAUUUAGAGGGUCUGAAGAUAAUAAAGAUGAUCCUGCCUCCCUUCUCUAUGUCUGAGGACUGCCUGUAUCUCAACAUCUACACACCAGCCCACGCCCAGGAGGGCUCUAACCUGCCUGUGAUGGUGUGGCUCCAUGGUGGUGGACUGGUUGCAGGCAUGGCUUCCAUGUAUGAUGGAUCCGUGCUGGCAGCCACUGAGGAUGUGGUGGUGGUGGUUACUCAGUACCGCCUGGGAAUCCCGGGCUUUUACAGCACUGGAGAUGAGCAGGCCAGAGGCAACUGGGGAUUCUUAGACCAAACAGCUGCCCUACACUGGGUCCAGCAGAACAUUGCCAACUUUGGAGGCAACCCUGAUUCUGUCACACUUUUUGGCCAGUCAGCAGGUGGCACAAGUGUGUCUUUCCAUGUCUUGUCCCCCGUGUCCCAAGGACUCUUCCAUAGAGCCAUCAUGGAGAGUGGGGUGGCCCUGCUGCCUACCAUUAUACCUGACUCCCCUGAGAUGAUCUUCACAAAGGUGGCAAACCUAUCUGGUUGUGAAACUUCAAACUCAGAAGCCCUGGUGCGCUGCCUUCGAGGCAAGAGUGAAGCAGAAAUUCUGGCUAUGAGCAAGGCCUUCAGGUUUAUGCCUGCUGUGGUGGAUGGGAAAUUCCUACCCAGACAUCCCAAGAAGUUGCUGGCCUCUGCUGACUUUCACCCUGUCCCCAGCAUUAUUGGUGUCAACAAUGAUGAGUAUGGCUGGAUUAUCCCUAAGAUCUUCAAAUUUUCUCAGACAAUAAGGAAAAUAAAUAGAAAUAACUUGAAGGCUAUUAUGAAGAUCACAACAGAGCAAAUGAUGCUGCCUUCUGAGUGUGGUGACCUGCUAAUAGAAGAGUACUUAAGAGACACUGAGGACCCCUGGACACUCCAAAUGCAGUUCAGAGAGAUGAUAGGGGACUUCUUAAUUAUAAUCCCUGCACUCCAAGUAGCACGUUUUCAGCGUUCCCAUGCUCCUGUCUACUUCUAUGAGUUCCAGCAUAGGUCCAGUUUACUCAAGUAUUUCAGGCCAUGGCAUGUUAAGGCUGACCACGGUGAUGAGCUUUACCUUAUCUUUGGAUCCUUCUUCUGGGGCCUCAAAUUUAGCUUCACUGCGGAGGAGAAGCUGCUGAGCAGGAAGAUGAUGAAAUACUGGGCCAACUUUGCACGAUAUGGGAACCCCAACAGUGAGGAUCUACCCUACUGGCCAGCGUCAAACCAAGAUGAUCUGUACCUGCAGCUGGACAUCCACCCUUCUGUGGGCCAUGCCCUGAAGGCCAGAAGGCUGCCAUUCUGGACCAAGACUCUUCCCCAGAAGAUGCUAGAGCUAAAAGGAAAUCACGAUAAAAUCAAGGCUGUAUAGUGCCCAGGAAAGGGUGUUUGUAGACACUAUGACACUCACACCUGCAUGAACAUCUAACAUCUGUGAAGAUCUUUUGCUAUUGUGUGUCACAUGGGUGUAAAGUAGAGAAGGUAGAAACGUGCAGACAUGUCUAACAGAAGACAUUCCUGUGUCUGGAACCUUGACUGAUGGCUUCACCAUGUGCAUGAGUAUCUUCUUGUUUUAAAGAAAUCCUCCUCAUUCUUUUUUUAAUUGGAUAUUUUCUUUAUUUAAAUUUCAAAUAUUAUCCCCUUUCCCGGUCCAUCCCAAAACUCCCUCUCCCCUCCCCCUCCCCCUCCCCCUUCCCCUGAUUUUGUUCCCCCACCCACCCACUCCUGACCAGAGUGCCCUGACACACUCCCACCUCCCUGCCCUGGCAUUCCCCUACACUGGGGAGUCAAGCCUUCACAGGACCAAGAACUUCUCCUCCCACUGAUGCCCAACAAGGUCAUCCUCUGCUACAUAUGUGGCUGGAGCCAUAAGUCCCUCCAUGUGUACUCUUUGGUUGGUGUUUUAGUCCCUGGGAACUCUGGGGGGUCUGGUUGGUUGAUAUUGUUGUUCUUCCUAUGGGGUUGCAAACCCCUUCAGCUCCUUCAGUCCUUUCUCUAACUCCUCCAUUGGACACCUCAUGCUCAGUCCAAGAGUUGGCUGUGAUCAUCUGCCUCUGUAUUUGUCAGACUCUGGCAGAGCCUCUUAGGAGACUGCUAUAUCAGGCUCCUGUCAGCAAGCACUUCUUGGCAUCCACAAUAGUGUCUGGAUUUGGUGACUGGAUAUGGGAUGGAUCCCCAAGUGGAGCAGUCUCUGGAUAGCCCUUCCUCCAGUCUCUGCUCCACACUUUGUCUCAAUAUUCUUCCUGUGAGUAUUUUGUUCCCCCUUCCAAAAAGAUCUGAAGCAUCCACACUUCGGUCUUCCUUCUUCUUGAGCUUCAUGUGGUCUAUGAAUUGUAUCUUGGGUAUUCCAAGUUUUGGGGCAUUCUUAAGUUACUGUUGUACUUAAACGUCUCAACCCUAGCAACUCAAGGCCUCUUUUAUAUUGUCGUUUACAAUGAUGCUAAACCAUACCUUAUGUUCCCCCAAAGCAUCUGUCACUGAAAGGGUGUGUCCUGUUGUCCUAUUGAUCUUUGAAUUUCUCAUCCGAUACCUCUGGCCAAUUUGCCUUCCUUGGGCAUCAGUUUUCCCAGGACAAAAUCCCUUUUCAUCCAGCACCUAUGGAUGAGAGUGAAGACACCUACAUUGCCUCUUUCGGACACUAGGGCACAGAUGAGGAGAGUGCUAAGCCCUGGCACAGUGACUGAGCCCAUAGUUUUCAUUCACCCUGAGAAUCCCUCCAUGCCCCCAAGCUCUGCUUUCUGUUGCUGUACUUUGCACCUGGAGAUGGCUUGGGAACCCUGUAUCACUUCCUGUCUUCUGUAAGCAGAAGCACUGGUAUUUAGCUGCCAUCCGGCAGAUCAUGCUUGAGAUGAAAUUAAGCAAUUCUAAUUCAGGUAUAUAAUCUCCUCUCAGCAGCUGCACAUCUGAGUCACUUCCAUGAAAAGACUCUGCUUUGGUUAGGAGAUGCAAUGUUUUUUGAGGGAAAGCUCUCACUAUGUAACCCAGUCUGGGGUCCCAUCCACUGUUCUCCUACCUCAGUCUCUGGAGUACUGGGAGUGCAGACAAGCAUCACCACGCAUUCCUAGGCAAUAUUUUAUGGACAACUUCAAACAUAGCAUUAUGUGACCAAUGCCUUUCAAUUCUUUUGAUGAAAAUAUUGGUACAGCUAUGUGUAUGUUUAACUUUGAAAGGUUAUGCAGGCUGAUCAGAUGGCUCAAUGGGGGAAAGACACUUGUUACCAAACUUGAUGACCUGAGUUUGAUUCCCAGGACCCACACAGUAGAAGGAAAGAACUCAUUCUCAGAAAUAUGGUGCCAAACUAUCUUCUGAAAUGACUGUAUCAUCUUUCAACCCAUUCAGACAUAUGUGGGGUGCCAGCUGCUGCACAUCCCCACCUGCACUGGGACUUGGGCAUCAUUAGUAUGGUUGCAUAUGUUUAAGUAUUCUCAUUAUUACUGUAAUUUGAUGUGCAAUAUUAACCAGGUGUAAAAUCACAUGCAGAUAAAUGAAUGGAACAAGAAAAUAUACUAAGUGAAGUAACCCAGACCUAAAAAUACAAUGUGCUUUCUUAUUUGUGGAUCAUAGUUCUCAAUCUUUAAAUGUGAUUAUAAUAAUAUAACAAUAUAAAUAUUGCAGGUGUAAAUGGUGUCAGAGGGUCCAGAAAUGUCUCACAGAAUGAGAUGGCUGUUCCCUGAGCAUGUCCACGUAUGGGGGGGCACAUCUUCCCCCUGAGACCUCCUGGAUCUGCCAGGCACUACUACUAUCUCAUCUCCUGUGGUUUCAUUGCUUGCCUUACUGUCAUCUCUACACUCUCAUGCUUUAUGUCAUUUUACAAAGGUGACUAAUCUAUUUACCCCUAUGUUCCCCAAAGUAUUUUCCCUCUGUCAUUGAGAGGCUGAAUCCUUCAUUCACUAGACCCUGAUGGUACCCCAGAUUCCUACCUGUGACCAACUUGACCCCUGGGGUACAAAAGUUCAUUCCUGGCUUGCCAAAGUCCUUCUUCUUCAUGCACUUUGUUGAAGACUGGACCACUGAAACAUUAAGGAUCCAGUGAAGAGUCUUACAGUUCACCUUUCAAACACCAGGAGACAGAUGGGAGAUGAGGCUAUCUUUUAGCCUUGGUCCUUCUUUCCACAAAGCAGAACCUGAAUGCCUUCUUCAUUUCACAUUUUCACUGUGGCCAUGGCCAUCAUUGACACGGGGCCUCUGAGUGAUGGUGCAGUGAGGAGCAGAGCACACAGGGAUUUCCCCAGCUGAGCUACAGAAAUGUCUGGGAUUAAGAAGCACAGGGACACCCAGCAUCCAUUGGGAUCUGGCUUCUCCAUCCCAAGAUUGGAGGAACCGGGAACUUCUCAGCCCUCAUGGUCCAGCAAUUCUUUGUUCAGGGAACUUGGUAUAGAGAGAACAGCUACCAAGAAAGGCUUAGACGACAGACAGGACAAGAGUACAUUGGAGGGGUGAAAUUGAAUCAAAGAAGCCCCUGUUGCUUAGAGAAGGAAGGAAAAAACAUGCUGGGUUAUGCCAGGGAAGCAGAGAGACACAACGAAGAAGUCCUGUAGUGACAUUCUGUAGGCUCUGGAUUAGUAUUUGGAUAAUAAAGACUGUAAUCAUAAUUUGUAAUCAAGGUUAAUUCUCACUAAAUACUAUCUGACACUGAGACCCACGAAACUUCCUCCAGAGAGUCAGGCUGGACUGGAUAUGGGCUCCUGGUCAUGCAUUCCUUAAUUUAACCUGCCAGGCUUCUUUGUAAUUCUGAAACUUCUAUUUAUACAUUGAUGUAUUUGGCUUUAUCAUAGAUUUAACCCAGUAUUGGAACCAUUAAGGCCCAAUUAAAUACUGGUCAUAUGGAUAAGAAUGAGAUUGACUAGGGUGUGGUAAGAAAAUGUCCCUCCAACCCUGAUGACCCAAGUAUCACUUUGUGGUCCACACAGUAUGAGAAUACGAACUUACACAAAUUCUCCUUUUAUCUCCAUAUGUGAUCCAUGGCAUGGAAGAACCUUCAUAAUAUAUACAUGAGCACAAUACAUAAAUAAAUGCAAACAUUAAAAAUAUCGAUUAAGUUAAUAAAUAACUGUGAAGUUGAUCUUGGCCAGCAGAGGAGACACAUCAUAAUGAACAGGGGCUGCGGACUUGAAAUGCUCCAGAAUUGCAGUGUGUUAUGAUGAAAGGAAUGUAACCUAACAAGGAGGGUCCAUGUAUACCCUAAUAUCAUCAUAGGGACCAGGGACCCUGGAAGCAGACUCAGAAAACUGAGUUUUCAAAGGUCAGGGGAGUCUUGAAAAUGAAUGUCACACUCAGAGCUCCCGCAUUUGCCUGAUUCUCCUGUGACAUCUUGACUAUGACCUUCUCACUGUUAGAGCUCCUGUUAGCGCUUCCUGCCCAGGUGAGGGGACAGCAUUUCUGGUAUCCCAGAUGAUCUCUAGAAUCCAUGAUAUGCCUUUCUGGGAGGCCAAAGAGGGAACAGAAACAGCAGAGGCAACCCUGAUGGCUAUUCUUGCUAUCAACUUGACUACAUCUAGAAUCUGGAAAUGGAGAGUACACCAGUGAGAGGUUGUUUGCUUGGUUUGAAGUAGACAAAUUUACUUUUAGUCUGAACAUUUGAGGUAAGGAAGCACAUGCCUGUCCCUAGGAGGAACAACAAUAUGAACUAACCAGUAACCCCAGAGGUCCCUGGGACUAAACCACCAAUCAA
Messenger RNA from Mus musculus (house mouse), 6009 nucleotides. It is a transcript of the gene Ces2f, whose product is annotated as carboxylesterase 2F. Gene Ontology annotation, molecular function: carboxylesterase activity. The transcript has 14 exons. Bases 25 to 1710 code for a protein of 561 amino acids. NCBI's taxonomy places the organism in Eukaryota, Metazoa, Chordata, Mammalia, Rodentia, Muridae. The record is from RefSeq and is a predicted model, not a curated record.